Messenger RNA from Salvia splendens (bonfire salvia), 1215 nucleotides. Its product is annotated as threonine dehydratase 1 biosynthetic, chloroplastic-like. The record is from RefSeq and is a predicted model, not a curated record. Gene Ontology annotation, molecular function: L-serine ammonia-lyase activity; threonine deaminase activity. Gene Ontology annotation, biological process: L-threonine catabolic process; L-serine catabolic process. The coding region runs from base 1 to 1215 and encodes 404 amino acids. Lineage: Eukaryota; Viridiplantae; Streptophyta; Magnoliopsida; Lamiales; Lamiaceae. The transcript has 9 exons.
AUGCCUGUUACUACUCCAGAGAUAAAGUGGAGAUCGGUUGAAAGACUGGGGGCGACCGUAGUGAUUGUGGGCGAUUCAUAUGACGAAGCACAAGCUUUCGCAAAAAGGAGGGCCGCACAUCUUAAAGAUGAGGGAACACAUUUGUUCCUCCCUUUUGAUCACCCUGAUGUAAUCGCAGGACAGGGAACAGUAGGCAUGGAAGUUGUGCGACAGAUGAAAGGACCCAUAGAGGCAAUAUUUGUACCUGUUGGUGGUGGUGGACUUAUAGCUGGCAUUGCUGCCUACGUGAAAAGGGUCUCUCCCGAAGUCAAAAUUAUUGGAGUUGAACCUUUUGAUGCCAAUGCAAUGGCAUUAUCGUUGCACCAUGGCCGGAGAGUAGUGUUGGAUCAUGUGGGAGGUUUUGCUGACGGUGUAGCAGUCAAGGCAGUCGGUGAGGAGAGUUUUCGUCUUUGCAAGGAACUGGUAGAUGGAAUAGUUCUUGUUAGCCUUGAUGCUAUUUGUGCAUCAAUAAAGGACAUGUUUGAGGAGAAAAUGAGUAUUUUAGAACCUGCAGGUGCCCUUUCCCUGGCUGGAGCUGAGGCUUAUUGCAAGUACUAUGGACUCAAGGGUGCUAAUGUAGUAGCUGUGACGAGUGGUGCUAACAUGACUUUUAAUAGACUCAGAUUGGUAACCGAGCUAGCAGAUGUCGGUAGACACCGUGAAGCUGUAUUGGCAACUUACAUGCCAGAGGAACCAGGAUGCUUUAACCGGUUCUGUGAGCUUGUCGGACUUAUGAAUAUCACUGAACUCAAAUACAGAUUCAAUCCAGAUAAAGAAAAGGCUCUAGUACUAUACAGUGUUGGUCAUCACACCGAAGCAGAACUUGGUGCAAUGGUGGAAAGACUAAAAUCGUCGCAACUACAUACUAUUAAUCUCACAAAGAAUGACUUGGUGAAAGAUCAUUUGCGACAUCUGAUGGGCGGCCGAUCAAAUGUCAGCUUUGUUUUCCCUGAGAGGCCAGGAGCCAUAGUGAAGUUCUUAGACGCUUUUAGUCCACGUUGGAAUAUUAGUCUCUUCCAUUACCGCGGACAGGGUGGGGAAACUGGUGCUAAUGUGUUGGUUGGCAUCCAAGUCUCUGAUGCUGAGAUGGGAGAGUUUCGGGAGUGUGCACAUAGUCUUGGUUACGAGUAUGAAACGGAAACUGAAAACGAAGCUUUCCAGCUUCUGAUGCGGUGA